Messenger RNA from Pseudophryne corroboree (corroboree frog), 5277 nucleotides. RefSeq names its product ATPase secretory pathway Ca2+ transporting 1 (gene ATP2C1). Gene Ontology annotation, cellular component: plasma membrane; endoplasmic reticulum; Golgi membrane. The transcript is spliced from 27 exons. Gene Ontology annotation, biological process: manganese ion transport; calcium ion transmembrane transport; intracellular calcium ion homeostasis. NCBI's taxonomy places the organism in Eukaryota, Metazoa, Chordata, Amphibia, Anura, Myobatrachidae. Bases 339 to 3224 code for a protein of 961 amino acids. Gene Ontology annotation, molecular function: ATP hydrolysis activity; P-type calcium transporter activity; ATP binding. The record is from RefSeq and is a predicted model, not a curated record.
UACAGUCAGCACUGAUUGGCUGUUAGCACGGAGGUGGGCGUGGCUAUCCGCAGCCAGGGAAGUGUAGAGCUGCGCCGCUGCCGUAUAUCGCCUAACAGCUUCCGGUACGCAGCAGCGCGUCCUCACCGGUACACCGAGAGCUGUGAGCCAGGUGACAGCGGAGCCUGCUCGGUGUGAGCCGGUACCAGGAUCCUGCCCGUGCAGUAACGUGUGCUGUGAUUCCGCGGUUCGUCAGGGGUUGGGACCGGGAUUUCUACCGCAACAAGUCCCUGGUGCUGAAUGCAGGGCUCGACUAGCCCGGCGGGGGAGACCCCUGAGCGCCGGUAAAGGAGGUGGCUAUGACGGCAGCGGCUGAGGCGGCGGUAGCGGUGGACAGGUGUGUGACAUCGGGUUGGAAGAUUAGGAGUGACGGCUGUGCCUGGGAAGGAGGAGGGGGAUCUACGCUGCCCGACAGCGGCUCGGCUGUGACGGCGUCAACAUUUCAUAAAACAUCUAACACUGAAAAUGUUACAAUGAUUCCUGUGUUGACUUCGAAAAAAGCAAGUGAAUUGCCAGUCACUGAUGUUGCUUGGAUUCUUAAGGCUGAUCUUCAGAGUGGGCUAACAAACUCUGAGGUUUGUCACCGGCGCAUCUCCCAUGGAUGGAAUGAAUUUGAUAUUGGGGAAGAUGAGCCAUUGUGGAAAAAAUAUAUUGCACAGUUUAAAAAUCCGCUUCUCAUGCUCCUGCUGGCCUCUGCUGUUAUCAGCAUCUUAAUGCAUCAGUUUGAUGAUGCCGUCAGUAUCACUGUGGCAAUACUUAUUGUUGUCACCGUUGCCUUUGUUCAGGAGUAUCGGUCUGAAAAAUCAUUGCAAGAGCUGAGCAAGCUAGUACCACCAGAAUGCCACUGUGUAAGGGAGGGAAGAUUGGAACAUAUGCUUGCCAGAGAAUUGGUGCCUGGGGACACAGUCUGUCUGUCAGUCGGAGACAGAGUUCCUGCUGACUUGCGGUUAUUUGAGGCAAUGGAUCUGUCUGUAGAUGAGUCCAGUCUAACUGGAGAGACUGCUUCGUGUUCAAAGUCUACAGCCCCUCAGCCAGCUGCUAAUAAUGGGGAUUUAACCUCCAGAAGCAACAUCGCCUUCAUGGGAACACUUGUUAGAUGUGGCAAAGCAAAGGGAAUUGUCAUUGGAACUGGAGAAAACUCUGAAUUUGGCGAGGUGUUCAAAAUGAUGCAAGCUGAGGAGGCACCCAAGACACCACUGCAGAAGAGCAUGGAUAUUCUAGGAAAGCAGCUCUCCUUGUAUUCUUUCGGCAUCAUUGGUAUUAUUAUGCUGGUAGGGUGGCUACAAGGAAAGCAUAUACUUGAUAUGUUUACAAUUGGUGUAAGUUUGGCGGUGGCAGCUAUCCCUGAAGGACUUCCCAUUGUAGUGACUGUAACAUUGGCCCUUGGCGUGAUGCGAAUGGUGAAGAAGAGGGCGAUUAUAAAGACAUUACCCAUUGUAGAAACUCUUGGUUGCUGUAACGUUAUCUGUUCAGAUAAAACUGGAACAUUAACCAAGAACGAAAUGACUGUAACACACAUAUUUACAUCAGAUGGCAUUCAUGCAGAGGUUUCAGGUGUUGGUUACAAUCGCUUCGGGGAAGUGACUAUUGAUGGCGACGUUAUUCACGGCUUCUGUAACACAUCAAUAAGCAGAGUGGUGGAAGCAGGCUGUGUGUGCAAUGACGCUGAAAUAAGGAAUACCACAUUAAUGGGCAAGCCAACCGAAGGGGCUUUAAUUGCUCUUUCUAUGAAGAUGGGCCUUGAGGGUCUUCGAUUUGACUAUAUCCGGAAGGCGGAGUACCCAUUCAGCUCUGAGCAGAAGUGGAUGGCUGUGAAAUGCUUACACAGAACCCAGCAGGAUAAACCAGAGAUUUGCUUUAUGAAAGGUGCUUAUGAGCAAGUAAUUAGAUACUGCACAACAUACAACAGCAAAGGCCAGAGCUUACCUCUCACUCAACAACAGAGAGACCUGUACCAUCAGGAGACGGCGUACAUGGGCACUGCUGGGCUACGAGUUAUUGCUCUGGCAUCUGGGCCAGAAUUGGGGCAUCUGACUUUCCUGGGUUUGGUGGGAAUAAUUGACCCUCCACGAACAGGUGUGAAGGAAGCAGUGACUGCUCUCAUUAGUUCUGGAGUAGCCAUUAAAAUGAUAACCGGAGAUUCCCAGGAAACAGCUGUGGCCAUUGCUAGCCGCCUAGGCUUCUAUUCUAAUGGCCUGCAAUCUCUUUCUGGGGAGGAGGUGGAUACAAUGGACAUUCAACAGCUCUCCCAAAUAGUACCUAAGGUAUCUGUGUUUUACCGAGCCAGUCCGAGACACAAAUUAAAAAUUGUAAAGAGUCUACAGAACCUUGGUGCAGUUGUUGCCAUGACUGGUGAUGGGGUGAAUGAUGCUGUGGCUUUAAAAGCUGCCGACAUUGGAGUGGCAAUGGGCAAAACGGGAACGGAUGUCUGUAAAGAAGCAGCGGACAUGAUCCUGGUGGAGGAUGAUUUUCAUACAAUAAUGUCUGCAAUUGAAGAGGGAAAAGGGAUCUACAACAACAUUAAAAACUUUGUUCGCUUCCAGCUUAGCACGAGUAUCGCUGCACUGACUUUAAUAUCUCUUGCAACAUUAAUGAACUUUCCUAACCCCCUCAAUGCCAUGCAGAUAUUAUGGAUUAAUAUAAUAAUGGAUGGUCCUCCAGCUCAAAGCCUUGGUGUGGAGCCGGUGGACAAGGAUGUUAUUAGGAAGCCACCAAGAAACCUUAAGGACAGUAUUCUAACCAAGAACUUGAUAAUUAAAAUUCUCAUCUCUUCUAUUAUCAUUGUGUGCGGUACUUUAUUCGUCUUCUGGAGAGAGCUGCAGGAUAAUCUAAUCACACCAAGAGACACAACAAUGACUUUUACCUGCUUUGUGUUUUUUGAUAUGUUCAAUGCACUAAGUUCACGAUCACAGACCAAAUCUGUGUUUGAGAUUGGCUUGUGCAGUAACAAAAUGUUCUGUUAUGCAGUUCUUGGUUCUAUCAUGGGUCAGUUACUCGUCAUUUAUUUCCCGCCUCUACAAAAAGUUUUUCAGACUGAAAGUCUCAGCAUUCAAGAUAUCCUGUUCUUAAUAGGACUUACAUCUUCUGUAUGUAUUGUGUCAGAAAUCAUAAAAAAAGUAGAACGCAGUCAAGAGGGCCUUCAGAAGCGCAAAGGAUCUCUGUCCGCCUUGUUCCUUGAUGUAUGAUGCAUAUUGCAUUGUUUGUAAACUAUAUAUUGGGAGGUAGUGCUUACAUUUCCAGGUACUAUGAAGACUGCGGGACAGAGUGAACUACUCAGGAAUGACAAACCAUGAUGGAUAUAUUUGGAAAACGGUGUGCUUCUGAAGAGCGUAUUGCACAAUACAAGAGAAAAUUAAUGUUUUGGAACCAUUCAAGUAUUCAGACUCCUGAUGUUAUGCAGAACUGACUUAAAAGAAAAACUUUUCCUGUGUUGGUUUCUGCCUUUUCUCUACACCAAAACUUUGGUUUAAGGGUUGUUUUUGUACAGGCAACAUCCUUAUGUCGUCAAAUAAUUUUUUAUAUGUAUAUAAUUCUGCUUCUUGGUGGGUUUUUAUUAAAAUAAAGUUUUCUAAUGUCUAGAACGCAGUGUAAGUGAAAUGCACAGUAUUUGCCAAGUUUCCCCUGAUCAUAUUUAUUUUCUGUUACUGCACAUGAUCUGCUAAUUAAAUAUAUAUUUACAUUGCAAAGGAGGGAACCACUGUAGAUACAGAUUGUGCUCUUAAACUUUGUCUUAUUAAAUGUCUGCAGCCACCGUGUCAUCAGUCAGUAGAUAGAUCCAAUGACGCCUAUUGCUGCAUGCACAUGGUGGGUGUCAAAACAGAGGCAAUGGACAAGAGGGUAUCCGAACUAUAGAUCUACACUAAAAAGGUCUACAGUCAAUAGAUCUGCCACUAAUGGUAGACAUACAUUAGGUCAACAGGGCCAUACUUUACUACAGGGGUUCCAAAACUGUGUGCCGUGGCUCCCUGGGGUGCCUCGGGACACUUGUAGGGGUGCCCUGGGUUGGUGGUCCAGGACCAAUUCAAAUUAUUCAUGGUCAAUAUAAUAGGCAAAACCAAUGCUGGUGGCUGCCAGUCAUAAAAUAUGUGGCCAAACAGAAGCAAAUCUUGUCCCUCACCACACAACUGACCCUAAGGAUGACAUAUAAACGCGAUCUACUUAAUGUAAUAUUUCUUUCUAAAUUUCUCAAUAAGACAUUUUUGGCCUAGGGGUGCCUAUCCACGUGGACUACGAUUGGGAAUAGCAACCUUGCCUGAAGCAUGGUGAGUGAAGCCGGGAAGCUGUACACUAAUGGGGCAUGCAUGGGGCAGAAAAGUGACAAAAACAUCCCCCAAAAAAUAUAAAAAAAAUUGUCUACUUUUUUUGUGUACACCAUUUCCAUGUCAACCUUUUGCCCAUGUCGACCUUUUCUACUGUCUACCUAUUCUAUGUCGACCUUUUGCCCGUUGACCUUUGCCCGUUGACCUGCUAUUAGUGGCAGGCCUAUUGACUGUAGACCUUUUUAGUGUCGAUCUAAUAAUCCACACCCAGGUAAGAGCUACUUCAGCAAUCAUUAUUUUAAAUAGAUGUUUUAUUGAUGUACUGCAUUAUUGUGUCAAAACAAUAUUGAUUGCAUUAUUUUGUCAUUCUUUUAUUUUCCAGUGUUUGCACAGCUAACUGUACCAUACAUUUGUUACCAUACUGGAAAUAUGAAAUGGUGUAAUCUUUCUUUACUUUUAUUUGCUACUGUCCGUAAAUCUAGAAUGUUCUUUUGCUGCAUUUUUCUUUAUGCAGAUCACCUACCCUCAAUUAUGUGUGUAUCCUUAAAUCAUGCCGCCAUUUUGAGAUUGUGUGUAUGCAGAUUACAAAUAUAUAUUUCUUUUAUUAGCCAACAAAUCUACUAAUAGGGUUUAUUUUCUCACUGUAUAAAUGUGCAGUAAAAUAUUGUAAGUUAUUCUGUAAAUAUAACUUCUCUGCAUUUUUGUAUAUACUUUUUUUUUUUUUAUCUUGUUCAGCUGAUGUCAAAUUAAACAUUCUUUAUACUGUAGUUUACAAAUACUAUGUAGUGGUAUACUGUAUAUUGAUUGAAUAUCCCUAGGAUGCAUUACCAAAUAAUUUCAACGUUUCACCUCUAGAACGUAGAAAUGCACUGGUUUUCUGCAGCAUAAUUUGUAUCCCUUUUUUUAUGUUCCUUGACUUUGCCCUGUUUAAUUAUUCAAACUUUUAUUGAAAUUAAACGCAUACUACAAUGCAAUAUAA